AUGGACAGGCGUGAGGGGACAGUGGCGAGUGGAAGUGGCAGGGAAGAGUAUGGGAGAAGGCGUGGGGGAACAGAGGCCUCAAGUCUAAAUGAGUCAAGGCUUUUCAAGAUUAGGAAUUUCUGUGAUGUGCACACAUGCUUGUUAAAGGAUAGAAUUUAUGAACAACGUCAAGCAACUUCCAAUGUCGUCAGCAUUAUUAUAAUGGAUAAGUAUGAAGAUCCAAAAACAAUAUACACACCCAAGGAUAUAUCUAGGGACAUGAGGAAACAACAUGGUGUAACAUUGACCUACAUGCAAGCUUAUAGAGCGAAGCAAAAGGCAAUGAUUAUGUUACGAGGGGAUCCCACCGACUCGUACAGUAAAAUUCCAGCCUACUUAUACAUUUUACAGAAGACAUAUCCGGGAUCGGUUGUAAGAUUGGAAAAAACAGAGAAAGACCGUUUCUUGUAUACCUUUGUAGCACUGGAAGCUUGUAUUAGAGGAUGGGAGUAUUGCAGACCUAUAGUGGUGGUUGAUGGAACCCAUCUUAAAUCAACUUACAAGGGGACUAUGUUAAUUGCUUGUACAUUGGAUCCAGGAGGUAGUAUACUUCCGCUUGCAUAUGGUAUAGUUGAUUUCGAAAAUGAUUCAUCUUGGACAUGGUUCUUUGAGCGGUUCAGGGAUGCUUUUGGUGAGAGGGAGAACAUGUGCUUUGUGUCGGACAGGCAUGAAAGUAUAUGGAAUGCGAGUGCAGCAGUGUACCCUGGGCUGCCUCAUUAUGCCUGUAUUUGGCAUUUGUGGAACAAUUUAAUUAAGCAAUGCCACAGAAAUAAAGAGCAGAUGAGGAAAUUAUACUAUGAAAUGGCUAAGGCAUACACCCUCUAA
Molecule: messenger RNA, 864 nt
Organism: Lycium barbarum (goji berry)
Lineage: Eukaryota; Viridiplantae; Streptophyta; Magnoliopsida; Solanales; Solanaceae
Product: PKS-NRPS hybrid synthetase cheA-like
Exons: 3
Coding region: 1-864 (287 amino acids)
Source: RefSeq, a predicted model, not a curated record